CUGGGAUCUGGUCCGGGCAGAGCGGGAGGCAGUAAGGAAUAAAGGGGUCCUGCAAACUUCAGAGCCAGAGGGAGACUUAUUACCCCAUACCAGAUAGAAGCCCAGCCAGGACAAAUCCUGAGAUCCCUUCAUUGGCAGCUCCUGUAUUACUUGGAAGAGAUCCAGAGGGUGCAAAGAAGUUGUAUGGUCUUCACAUGGUUCUUGUGCUGAGCAUUCCAUAAGCUCACAGACUGGAAGUGGAGAGGUCUGUGUGUCCAACACUGGCUGGCAGGUAUCACUUUUCUGUGGCCAGUAAAGGGUGGCCAGCACAAGCUAUCUCCAGGAGUGCCUUGCUAAUUACAUUUGCAGUGAUUUUACUACAAUCCCUCUAGAAGAAAACUUAUCUGGCUGAUGAGAUCUGUAGGUUUUGGUUUUUUGUUUUUUUAAAGUUGAGCUGUGUCUGUAAUCUGCGUUAGAUGGGAGCUUUGCUACAUGUGAGUGAGGUUGUAUUUUCAAGAGUGCUUCAUGGUGACAGAAACAGUAAGUGCUGAGAGCUGCUCCCCCCCUAAGCCUACUGGGAUUUAAACAUUUGUGGAGUGGACUGGACUUUACCCUGACACUGGCUGCUGAGGGGCAAGGCUCAAUACUAUCUCCAUCUUUUUGGACUGGGAUUUGAAGGUUGCUUAUAUUAAGCUGUCUGGAAUUACAAUUGUUCAAGAAGGGAUUCUAUUCGUUUUUGGUGCGUUUGGGAAGGAUUUCUGUGGCAUGAGAUUUAUCACAGGGUUAUCUUAAGUACAAUGAUCGCGGAGUUUGCUCAAUUCUGCCUGCUGUGUGGAGUAAUAUGCAUCUCAUCAGGUUCUCGUCUUCGUCAAGAAGAUUUCCCACCACGAAUAAUAGAACAUCCCUCAGAUCUAAUUGUCUCCAAAGGUGAACCAGCCACUCUAAACUGUAAGGCGGAAGGCAGGCCAACUCCUACAAUUGAGUGGUACAAAGGAGGAGACAGAGUAGACACCGAUAAAGAUGAUCCCCGUUCCCAUCGAAUGUUGUUGCCUAGUGGAUCUCUAUUUUUUUUACGCAUUGUACAUGGACGAAAAAGUAGGCCAGAUGAAGGUGUCUAUGUUUGUGUUGCUAGGAAUUAUCUUGGAGAAGCAGUCAGCCACAAUGCAUCGCUGGAAGUUGCCAUUUUGCGAGAUGACUUCAGACAAAAUCCCUCUGAUGUAAUGGUGGCAGUGGGUGAACCGGCAGUAAUGGAAUGCCAACCUCCCAGAGGUCAUCCUGAGCCUACUAUAUCCUGGAAAAAAGAUGGUACACCAAUAGAUGACAAGGAUGAAAGAAUAACUAUACGAGGUGGAAAGCUUAUGAUCACCUACACCAGAAAAAGUGAUGCAGGAAAAUAUGUCUGUGUUGGUACAAAUAUGGUGGGAGAACGAGAGAGUGAAGUCGCAGAACUUACAGUGUUAGAAAGACCAUCCUUUGUGAAAAGACCUAGUAACAUGGCAGUUACUGUCGAUGAUAGUGCCGAGUUUAAAUGCGAGGCACGGGGUGAUCCUGUUCCUACUGUUCGCUGGCGAAAAGAUGAUGGAGAUCUACCCAAAACACGAUAUGAAAUAAAGGAUGAUCACACACUGAAGAUCCGAAAAGUUGUAGCGGGAGACAUGGGAUCCUAUACGUGUAUUGCCGAAAACAUGGUUGGAAAAGCAGAAGCGUCAGCGGUUUUAACUGUUCAGGAACCACCAAAUUUUGUUGUGAAACCUCGAGACCAUGUUGUUGCGUUGGGUCGUACGGUAACAUUCCAAUGUGAAGCUGCUGGAAACCCCCAGCCUGCUAUCUUCUGGCAAAAAGAGGGAAGCCAGAACUUGCUCUUUUCCUACCAACCUCCACAAUCCACAAGUCGUUUCUCUGUGUCUCAAAGCGGUGACCUCACUAUUACAAACGUUCAAAAGUCUGAUGUUGGCUAUUACAUAUGCCAGACUCUAAAUGUUGCAGGGAGCAUUACAACAAAGGCCUUCUUAGAAGUCACUGAUGUGGUUGCUGAUCGGCCUCCUCCAGUCAUCCGUCAGGGUCCCCCUCGUAAUCAAACAGUACCUGUUGAUGGCACGUUGCUACUGAAUUGUAUAGCUACAGGCAGCACGGUUCCCACAAUCCACUGGAGAAAGGAUGGAAUCCUAGUCCCCACCCAGGAUUCUCGUAUCAAGCAACUUGAAUCAGGAGCACUGCAGAUCCGAUACACUAAGCUAAGUGACACUGGUCGCUACACCUGCACUGCAUCAACUCCAAGCGGGGAAGCAAAUUGGAGUACGUACAUUGAAGUCCAAGAAUUUGGUGUUCCAGUCCAACCACCCAGAGAUACUGAUCCAAACCUGAUUCCCAGUGCUCCAUCAAAACCAGAAGUGACCGAUGUCAGCAAAAACACUGUAACAUUAUCAUGGCAACCAAAUCUGAAUUCAGGAGCCACUCCAACAUCAUACAUCAUAGAGGCCUUCAGCCAUGCAUCUGGAAGUAGCUGGCAAACGGUGGCAGAAAAUGUAAAAACCGAAUCGUUUGCCAUUAAAGGACUGAAACCCAAUGCAAUCUACCUCUUCCUUGUGAGAGCAGCUAAUGCAUAUGGAAUAAGUGAUCCAAGUCCGAUAUCGGAUCCUGUGAAAACACAAGAUGUACCUCCAACUACUCAGGGUGUGGAUCAUAAACAGGUACAGCGAGAACUAGGCGAUGUGGUUUUGCACCUCCAUAAUCCAACAAUUCUUUCAUCUUCGUCAAUAGAAGUGCAUUGGACAGUGGACCAGCAAUCACAAUACAUCCAAGGUUACAAAAUUCUUUACAGACCAAGCCCAGAAAGCCGCAGUGAGACAGCGUGGUCGAUCUUUGAAGUCAGAACCCCAGCAAAAAACAGUGCAGUAAUCCCUGAGCUAAAGAAAGGCGUAAAUUAUGAAAUUAAGGCUCGUCCCUUUUUUAAUGAGUUUCAAGGAGCUGACAGUGAAGUGCGGUUUGCAAAGACACUGGAAGAAGCGCCCAGUGCUCCACCUCAAAGUGUUACUAUAACAAAAAGUGAAGGAAAUGGAACUUCAGUUGUGGUAGCUUGGCAGCCUCCUCCUGAGGAGACCCAAAAUGGAAUGGUCCAAGAAUACAAGGUUUGGUGUCUUGGUAAUGAAAGUCGUUAUCACAUAAACAAAACAGUUGAUGGCUCCACCCUUUCCGUGGUCAUUCCAUCUUUAGUUCCGGGCAUAAAGUAUAGUGUUGAAGUAGCAGCAAGUACAGGGGCAGGUCCUGGUGUGAAAAGCGAACCUCAGUUUAUCCAGCUGGAUUCAUUUGGAAACCCAGUGUCUCCAGGUGACCAAGUGAGCCUGGCCCAGCAGAUUUCAGAUGUGGUAAAGCAGCCGGCUUUUAUCGCAGGCAUUGGCGGAGCUUGUUGGAUAAUCCUAAUGGUCUUCAGUAUUUGGCUGUACAGACACCGAAAGAAACGCAAUGGGCUUACCAGUACCUACGCAGGAAUUCGAAAAGUUCCGUCUUUUACCUUCACACCAACAGUGGCAUACCAACGAGGCGGGGAAGCAGUAAGCAGUGCGGGCAGGCCUGGACUUUUAAAUAUAACUGAACCUGCUACACAGCCAUGGCUUGCAGAUACCUGGCCAAACACUGGAAACAACCACCAAGAAUGUCCUAUCAACUGCUGCACAUCAGGGAAUGGAAGCAGUGAUAACAACCUUGCUACAUACAGCCGGCCAGCGGAUUGCAUAGCUAACUACAACAACCAGCUGGACAGCAAACAAACUAAUCUGAUGGGUCCUGAUUCUGGAGUGUAUGGUGAUGUGGAUCUAAGCAACAAAAUCAAUGAGAUGAAAACCUUCAACAGCCCAAAUCUCAAAGAUGGUCGUUUUGUCAAUCCAGGUCAACCCACCCCGUAUGCAACCACUCAACUGAUCCAGUCAAACAUAAGUAACAACAUGAACACAACUGGCGGUGACAUGGAUGAGAAACACUGGAUGCCUCCUUCACAGCAGAAACCAGACGUUGCACCAAUGCAGUAUACCAUAAUGGAGCAAAACAAAAUCAACAAAGAUUAUCGUGUUGCAGAUACUAUGCCUGCAACUAUUCCCUACAAUCAGUCCCAUGACCAGAAUACUGGAGGAUCAUACAACAGUUCUGAUAGAGGAAGUAGCACGUCCGGAAGUCAAGGUCACAAGAAGGGCACGAGGACACCAAAAGUAUCUAAGCAGGCUGGCAUGAACUGGGCUGAUCUUUUGCCCCCACCACCAGCACAUCCACCACCACAUAGCACCAAUGAAGACUAUACUUUAUCAGCUGAUGACAGCUAUGACCGAGAACUUCCAUGUCCUAUGCCACCAACACGAAUGUACCUUCAACAAGAUGAACUGGAAGAAGAAGAUGAGAGAGGACCAACCCCACCAAUACGAGGUGCGGCCUCAUCUCCAGCUGCUGUGUCCUAUAGUCAUCAGUCCACUGCUACCCUUACCCCUUCACCCCAGGAGGAACUUCAGCCGAUGCUCCAGGACUGCCAAGAUGAUAAUGGUCACAACCAACAUCAUCUUGAAAGAAGGCGCCAUCAAAUUAGUCCUCCUCCACCCCCAAGACCCAUAUCCCCGCCCCAUACUUAUGGUUAUAUUUCUGGACCAAUAGUCUCUGACAUGGAUACAGAUGUUCCAGAAGAGGAAGGGGAUGAGGUAGACAUGGAAGUUACAAAGAUGCAAAGUCGUAGACUUCUUUUACGAGGCCUGGAGCAGACACCAGCAUCCAGUGUUGGAGAUUUAGAAAGUUCUGUAACUGGGUCUAUGAUCAAUGGUUGGGGUUCGGCUUCUGAAGAAGACAAUGUUUCCAGCGGACGAUCUAGUGUCAGUUCAUCUGAUGGAUCUUUUUUUACGGAUGCUGAUUUUGCACAGGCCGUAGCAGCGGCUGCAGAAUAUGCUGGACUUAAAGUAGCGAGACACCAAAUGCAUGAAGCAGCAGGAGGCCGAAGACAUUUCCAGGGAUCUCACUGCCCUAGGCCAACAAGCCCUGUGUCAACUGACAGCAAUAUGAGCACUGCUGUAAUGCAGAAAAGCCGCCCCGGUAAAAAACAAAGACACCAGCAAGGGCAUCUACGAAAAGAAGUCUACACAGAUGAUCUACCACCACCACCAUUACCACCUCCUGCUAUAAAAUCUCCAACUGGUCCAACCAAAGCACAGCUUGAAGUGCGUCCUGGUUUUUCACAAAAGUACUCUUCUGUAGAUCAAAGAUUAGACCGGCCUGCUGAGAGAAAAGGAGCAAACUACAGAGGGAGGGAAGAAGGAGAUAAUAGACAGCAUGCAGAUGUACGGACUAAUUCAGGAGAAAGGAGAGAAUCUCUAGAACAACAAAUUGAUGGGAAAAUGAGAAGAGUGAAAACUGGGAGACGAGAAACUACAACGACAAAAACUCAACUUCAAGAGGAUAUCGUACCCUAUUGUAAACCAACAUUCCCCUCAUCAAACAAUCCUCGAGAUCCUAGUUCCUCUAGCUCGAUGUCCUCAAGAGGAUCUGGUGGAAGAAGAAGGGCAGAUCAAACAACAGGACGCAGGAAUGCUGCAGAAAUGCAACUUUUCGGAACAUAUGAGCAAGGAGUUGAUGAAGAUGAAAUAGAAGAAACAGAAAGUUGAAGGCCAAGAAAAAGGAUGGAGAUCUUAUCAGAUAUUAAUCCCUUAAGAUGCCUCAAGACGAAUGACGUUAUACCAGAGAUGCUGUUCAGUGCAAUCAAAUUGUACACAUUUUUUCUCAUUUUUAUAUCCAUAAUAUCAACUGAACACAUUUUUGCUUCAUUUGUUUACACCCUUCCCCCUUUGUAUACAUCUGACUUUGACAUUUACCAAAAGCAGCACUUACCAUAAAACUUUCUUACUUCUCCGGCCACAAAGACAGCUCUCCGAGAAGCUGGUACUCAUGCUGCUUUUAAAGAUUAGACCGCAGAAGGUGCAGAGACUGGAAUACUAAGCUUAUUUCCUACUAAUCUUAUCACGUCUGUUGCCUAUCAAGUCCUACCUGGAGGUGAUGCAGUGCACUGCCUCUGAACCGCCAAAGCACCAACGUCCGUCUUUCUUAAACAUUUAAGUAAUUGAAAUCAACCACCUACGUCAUAAAAAUUCAUGCACAAACAAUGAUAUUUUUUUCUGACUGUGUGUUAGGUCGCAUUUAGUGGAAAAACUAUUUUAUCAGAGCUUUUUCAUCAUAAAUGUAAUGAUUACUGUUACAGCAGUAUUGCCCAUCAAACCAUUAUUAUCAGCAGUAUGGAGGUAAUUGCAUUGUAAAUAUGUAUUUUCAUAUGUCUCUGUGGUACUUGUCUCUCCUACAUCCAUUAUUAAGGUAUCUUUGGUACUACAUCUUAUUGAUUAUAUGGAAGUCAAGCCAGCGAAAUGCCUGGUGGUUUUGCGUUACUUAGGAAAUCUUUCAGAAAUCAUUUAUUUUUCCAUUCAACAGCAUUUGUAGGAAAAUAAAAGGAAAAAAAAAAGAAUUCUAACAUUUGUAAUAAAUGCCAAGCAGGAAAUGCUAUUUGGUUGAAAAAUUUAAUGGCUCUUCGUAGCCAAUCAAGCAUAAAAAAAAGACAUGCCACUUCAGGAAAUUUGGUUUGACCUUUUUGUUUUGUAAUGCACUGUUUUAUUGGUUUUAAAAGCACAAUCACUAAACUUUAUUUUUAAACCAUUGUAACUAUUAACCUUUUUUGCCUUUUUGAUAAAUGUUGAAAAUUAUAAUUUUUUUUGUUUAUGUAUUUUGUUAAUGCUGAGUUCUUUUUGUUGUUGGACUGUUUGAAACGAUCAUCAUACCUUAGAACUUUACUGGGUCAUUGGCACGGAAAUCUCUUGUCCUCUUCUACUGAGGAACAAACAGUCUGGACCCAAAACUAAAGGGGUGAAUGCUGUAGCAUUUUUGAACAGGUAGUAGUCAGGGAUCGCUACCAGUUCCCCCAACUGGAGAAGAGUUGUUUGACCAGGUGGCCCAGCAAAUCCAGGAGCUGUUUGGCCAAACCCAGUAAGUUCCUAUGUAUGAAGAUAAUAGAUGGUUUUAAUAUUGUAUCUCAAAUGAUAGCAUGUGUGUAAUGCUUCUUAACAGGACUGGCUCAAGGGAGGCAAUUAAGUCUUCGGUAUAUAACUCUAAUUCAAGAAGGACAUAAUGGCUACAUUUUCUGUGCUUCUACAUGAAAGAGUAUUUACAUAAAAAUCCUAAAUUUCACAUAUUUAUUUACAUAGAAUUAAAUCACUGACCGCAUUAUGGAGACAUUGUACAUGGUGAGAAAAUCUAUACUAGCCUCAUUAUUUCACUCACUGUUUAUUUUUAUGGAUUCCAUUUUUUUAUGCUCUCUCAUAGAUUUUAUUUGAGCGCAAGUUAGUCAAAUGCACUUGUUUCAGAAAAAUCAUAUCAAUAGAUGCAAAAAAAAAAUAAGAUAAUCCAAAAAUAACUGGACAAAUAUUUUAUUUUAAAUUUGGGCUUUUAUAAUAAAGGCACUCAAUAAACAAAAUGUAUGCAAGUACAUUUAACAAGAUUAGGGUUUCAAAUCCAACACAUAUAGUUUAAUAUGUGUGAGAAAAUGUAAACCUCCAUGGGAUUUUUAUUAAAAAAUACUCUUUCAAAUAAGAAUCGUAGUAUGUUAGCUUCUAUUUCCUUUUUUAGUAUUAUUAUUAUUAUGCCCAUUUGGGCAGCCAGUAAUGAUAUAAAUGCUUAUUGCACACCUUAGGUUACCUAUAUUAUUUAUACCAUAGGGGCAAGUGGGUCAAUGUUUGUAGAACUUUACCACUCCUGACCUGGUUAUUGGAAAAACAAUAAACUUGUGUUUCCUGGUAAAGGCACAAGGGUGAAUACUGUGGCACUUUAAUUCCCUGGCUCUGAGUGAAAGGCUUGUUUUAUUAGUAUUUUUAUUUUUACUGUGACAGCUCUUUUCGCUUUUCCCAGCUUAGUAAAAAUACUUGAUUAGGUGUAACUCCAGACUCCAGGGUACAAUUGUAGUGUUAUUCUCGUCUUACUGUUUGAUAUUGCAGAAAAAAAUGCCAUCUUCAAAAUGUUCUGCCUCUGCAAUAACUGUCAGUGAACACAUUUGUCUUAGUCGUUUAUUGGAUAUUCUGGUACCAACCUUAAAAAACAGGACUUUGCCCUUUACUGUUAAAUUUGAAAAAAACAAAAAUGGAAAUCAUAGAUAGAAUAAAUAUAUUUUUUUGCAUUCAAGUAAUUUAUCUUAAAUUUAUCAAUAUACCAAAUAAAUAUUAAAUUGUAUUAUUUGGGCUUUAUUUACUAAACACUAUACUAUAGUAAAAAAAGAA
Pelobates fuscus (common spadefoot toad) is the source of this 8258-nucleotide messenger RNA. RefSeq names its product roundabout guidance receptor 1 (gene ROBO1). Gene Ontology annotation, biological process: cell-cell adhesion; axon midline choice point recognition; Roundabout signaling pathway. Gene Ontology annotation, molecular function: axon guidance receptor activity; protein binding. NCBI's taxonomy places the organism in Eukaryota, Metazoa, Chordata, Amphibia, Anura, Pelobatidae. The record is from RefSeq and is a predicted model, not a curated record. The transcript is spliced from 29 exons. The coding region runs from base 777 to 5612 and encodes 1611 amino acids.